Messenger RNA from Topomyia yanbarensis, 3987 nucleotides. RefSeq names its product tetratricopeptide repeat protein 37. Lineage: Eukaryota; Metazoa; Arthropoda; Insecta; Diptera; Culicidae. Gene Ontology annotation, cellular component: Ski complex. Bases 132 to 3878 code for a protein of 1248 amino acids. Gene Ontology annotation, molecular function: protein binding. The transcript is spliced from 7 exons. The record is from RefSeq and is a predicted model, not a curated record.
GUUUUGACAGCCGGCCUGUAUUUCUCGUAUCUCGACAGAGAUUGUGUCCUAAAGUAUUUGUUUUGCAUAUUUUGCUAUAUAUUUUGUGUACUUUUGUACUUACGAUUUACAAAAAAUCAAUUCAUUUUAAUAUGUCUAAGGAAGUAAAAGCAGUGCUUAAAGAAGCUCGUGAAGCAGUAAAGAACAAAAAGUUUUCCGAAGCCAUUAAACUAUGCAAUAAAAUCCUGAAAGAAGAUAAACAAAACUACAUGGCCUUGCUACUGAUGGGUGCUUGCUAUCAGGACACAGAUAAAACAGAAGCUGCUAAUUAUCUGAAACAAGCUCUCACGUACAGUAGCGAUCCAACUGUUCCGCUUCAGGGAUUGAUUAAUUGUGUCAGUAGUAAAGAGUUACCGGAUGUAUGUGAACGACUACUUCAACUAACACCAGAAAAAUACUCGGACCUUCACGCCAAACUAUUAGGCGCUGCCAACAGUGGAGUCCAAAUAGACAAAAUCAUAAACAUUCUCGAAAAUGAAACAAAAAUUGAGACAACUUUUGAAAACCGAAUAAGCUCUGCUUUCAAUUGCCUUUCGAAAAUUCUUAAAGAUCCAACAUUGGAAAACAAGUACGAAUUGUUGGCGGAGCGCUGUCUAGAGAACGAGACAAAAAAUAUCGAAGAUCCAUUUCUGAACGAAAAUUUCAAGCGUUACCUAAAACUUCUAUAUCGUCUGAAAAUCUACGACAAGCUAAUUGUCAAAGCAUGUAUCAUGCACGAGCGUUUCCAAAAUGACAUCUAUCCCCUGGAAUGGAUCUGCAAAACAUAUGCAGAGCAGCUCCUUGAUCAACAGGAAAUAGUUAAAUUGUUGCCAGCCCCUUUGGAAAAAUACUUGAAUACAGCAAUUCAGAUAAACCCAAAAUCAGCUUUAGCCUUAGUUGCCAGAGGUAUUCUGCACUAUGAAAGAGGAGAAAUGCAGGAAGCAGAGGAAAUACUUCAAAAAACUGACGCAAUUCAGCCAAAUUGGGGCAUUUGCCUUAAUGUGCUUGCAGAAAUAUAUAGCAUCCGAAAAGCAUAUGGGCUUGCUGAAAACAUCUAUAGGCAGCUCAAGGUUGUCAAUAUACAUUAUUAUAUAGCUCUAAUCGAAGAUGGUAGUGCUGAAAAGCUUCAGGAAGCUUCACUGUACAGUUCGGAGCUAUUGAAUAAACACGAAGACUUUCGAACGUUGUUUUAUAGCAUCAAGUUGCAAUUAGCGCGUGGUGAUAUGGAGAAAAUAAAUGAAAUGUUCUCUAAGCUAACAGCAUUGACUGUGCCCUCUGCUCAAUUCGAUUACUUAGAAGCGCUUCGCUUUAAGGCUGAAGGACACCCAACAAAAGCGCUGGAGAUAUUAAAACAGCACGAUACUGACUGUGAGUGCCUUUUGGAAUUAUCAAAGUUGCAUUAUGAAGCUAAUGAGGUAGAGGAAAGCUUCAUGUGCGCAUUAAAAGCAACUAAACUUGAACCCAAUAACGCGAAAUGUUUUUAUGCUCUCGGAAAGAUUUACCAUCAUAACGCGGAUAAUAUUAGAGCACGUAAAUGUUUAGAGAAAUGUAUUUCACUUAACCCAUCGCACAAGGAGGCAAUCAUUCUGCUUAGUUCACUAUAUCGUAAUGCGAGUGAGUGGGACGCCAAUGCGAAGCUACUGGAAAAUUUGGUUAAUCUUUCCAGAGGCUCCGGAACGACAUGGGCGCAUCUUCUGCUUGCCUUGCACAAUCUAGGUCAACAAAAAUAUGACGAAGCGAUUGCCGCUUUUCGUACGGUGAUUCGAUACGACGUAAAUAAUAUCACCAGCUGGGAAGGAUUAGCCGAUGCGUAUAUGGGCCGGGGCUCCUACACGUCGGCAAUGAAGGUAUUUGAAAAAAUCGCUGAGCAGAAACCGGAUAAUCCUUAUCCGAAGUUACAGCUGGCGAACAUUAAAAAUAUUUUGAAGGAGCACAAAGAAGCGGUGGUCUUAUUCGGCGAACUGUUAAUGGACAAUGAUAACUAUUUCCCUGCCGUAAAAGGAGUUGCCGAAUCACAUGCAGGUCUCUGUUAUCACAAUGUUGCGCAAAGACUGAUCGGUAGAAGCCGCGACCAUGCCCAGCUCGCAGUGGAUCACUUCACGAGAGCAAUAAAAAUGAAGCCCAAUUUCAUAUGCCUAUGGAAACAGUUGGGUAAUGUUUUGGAUACUGUGGCCCAAUUCCCCAAGUCGAAGGCUCAUAUCUCGGUGGAAGGAGCGUUGGCAGGAGUUUCCCACAGGAGACAAACUGUGCUAGAAGGUGAUAAACUGUUUGAAUUAGCUGGUCGCUGUUACAGUCGUGCAAUACAACUGAACCGGGAAGAUAAUUCAUUGUGGUAUGAGCUAGCCUCGAAUUACUAUCGACGAGCGUUAAAAUAUGGCGAGAAGGAAGAAGAUAGUAAAAAAAUGCUGGCAUCCGCCACUGAAUGUGCUAAACAGUCUAUAAAGUUAGAACCUAGUCGGUGGCAAAACUGGAAUCUUUUAGGAGUUAUUUGUGCCACUAGACAGGUUAAUAAUUUAGCACUGGCCCAACACAGUUUUAUUGAAGCUAUAUCAUUGGACAAAAAAACGGCAGCAGUUGGAUGGUCAAAUCUUGGAGUUCUAUACCUGCUUCAAGGGGCAACCAGUUUGGCAAACAAAGCAUUUAGUAGGGCUCAACAGACGGACACAACUUAUAUGAAUGCAUGGAUCGGACAGGCCAUAAUUGCUGAGCAAAUGGGACAAGUCGACGAGGCAAUGGAUUUAUUCCGUCACUGCACUCAACUUGGCUAUCAUCCGGAAUCCUCAUUGGGAUAUGCACACUGGGUUUGCUCUGUUUUGAAUGAUGCCGACUAUCGAAAAAAUAAACGGUUUCAAUUUGCCAUAGAAAACAUGCAUGCCCUGUCGGUUUCACACGACUCUAUCACCUGGCAUUGUGCUGAUAAAGAUGAUGAUGCAUCUGCGGAAGCACAUCGAUUUUUGGGCUACAUAAGCAAUCGCCUUGGAUUAUGGAAAACAGCUUCGGAUGCCUUCAGGAAAGCAUUGUUCAAAACAGACGGAGUUAAAAAAGAUGAAGUUCUCUGCGAUUUGGGGUACUGUCUGUUGAAACAGAAGAAAUAUUCUGAGGCUGUGGAAUGUUACCAACAGGUAGGAGAGGCAACCUACGCAGCUACAGUUGGAAAGGCUUUAGCUUACUUUAAAGCGGGCCAAUACGAAGAGUCUUAUGCCGAAUAUGAAAGUGCUCUGAACUGGUUGGCGACAUCGGACCUAGAAAAAGCGUAUGUGUUGAUCGCAAUGUCUGCCAUGGUCUACGUCUUUCAGGGUGAGGCAGAUGCGAAAACCAUCCUCUUUCAAUGUAUUACUCUACCUGAACCACCCAUGCAUGCGCUAUUUUCAGCCUGUGCACUUGGGCUGCUGCAUAAAGAUACUGUUCUCACAGAGCUUGUCAUAAAAGAGCUACGAAAGUAUGAAAAUGAUCCCAAACAUGGUCACCAUGUCGCCUAUCUAGUGUCACAGUUUUAUUAUACAAAUAAACAAAAAUCGCAAUCUCUUGCCUAUUUAAUUUCGCAAGUACACAAAUUUCCAGAUCGCCCAAAUCUCCGUCAAAUAUUGGCGAUUUCGUUGUUGAAAAACCACCGAACACCAAAAAAGAACCUGGUUCUGGCAAGCCGCAUUGCAGAAAGUGCUUUGAUACUGGAUCUACAAGACAGAAAAGGCAGCACGCGGGCGGAAGACGCUGCUAAAUGGUUGGCAGUUGCUAGUGAAGCGGCUCGUCCAGUGGACGAACGACGUCGUAGGAUACUUGCGCAGAAAGCGGUACACGUGAAUCCCACCUGCAAGGAGGCGUGGAGUUCUCUCAUUAGGAUUUUGCAAUCUAGAACGUAGGAAUGCGGAACGUAGGCCUAUUGAAAUGUUCCAUAUAUACAUUUUGUAAUCACGUUAUAUUUCCUGAUCAAGUGCUUAAUUUAUUUCAAUAAAUAUUAUUGCUUUUCUA